GUCGAUCUUCAUCUCAAAAUGAGUGACGCACUAGAUCAAGCUCUAAGCAAGCUGCUAGAAGAAUAUCCACUGUCUAGUUGUUCAUCAAACGGAGGUGUCUGCACCUCCUGCGGCCUCGAGAUUCUUAUUAACGAGGAAGCUCCCAUAUUGGCCGGAGAUGACGACGCAAAUGAUCAAGAUGAUGUUGUCCAGGAGCGAAGAGACAGUGACUUGGUUAGCCCCUUGGAAAAUGUGGUCAAAAUGAUCACUUCUGCUGAUGAUCAUGAGAAUCGUAAGAUCAGCGACGUCUCCAAUGUUGCUGAUCAAGAAUCAGUGUUGAUUGGAGCAAUUGUAGCUAAGGUGCUUGGUGGUGUGAGAUACGUUGGCCAGGUUACAGGUUAUGAGGCUGAAACUGGACGGUUCAAGAUCAUAUAUGAAAAUAAUUACGAGGAGAGUGUGGAGAAGGAAGAAUUGCUUCAAAUGUUUGCCUCCCAGGAUCUAGUUCGCACCUAUUAUAAUCGUGUAGCAACUGGUGGUAAACCGAGAAAAACUCGAAGGAGAAAGAAGGCUGCAAAGGCUAGGCAGGACAAAACCGACUAUAUCCCAGCCAAAAGGGUCCCAAGAGCAGAAAAGGAAAGCACGUACAUUCCCCUGGCAUUCCGGGAGACGAGGAAGGAUGCCUACUAUUGGUACUACUUCUAGUUAUAAGGUUUAAGGAUGGAGUAAAUCAAGGAGCUGGCAAACGAGGGAUAUUGAAUACAUACUGGAAAGUUUAACUUCAGAUCCAUGGCUAAUACAUCUCUUAUUAUUUAUCUACCUUAAUUUAUUCAGUACUCCUUAUCUCGAUCGUUCGU
Molecule: messenger RNA, 833 nt
Organism: Carya illinoinensis
Lineage: Eukaryota; Viridiplantae; Streptophyta; Magnoliopsida; Fagales; Juglandaceae
Exons: 6
Coding region: 19-681 (220 amino acids)
Source: RefSeq, a predicted model, not a curated record